AUGAAUUAUCGAUUAUAUGUUUCAUUACCUAUUUAUCUUGGUUUAUUACCAAGUACAAUUCUAAUAAUAACAGGUUUAAUGACAUAUCGAAAUACAAAUAAACUACAGAUAACACGUCAACGUGAAAUAAUUCAAAAACAAUUAACAAAAAUGAUGCUUAUACAAAUACCGAUAAUAAUUUGUUCAACAUUACCAUAUGUAAUAUUUACAGAAUAUACAGUUUUUUCUGCAACAAUAAUAAAAACUUCGAAUCAAAGAAUAAUCGAAAAUAUAAUUACAAAUAUCGUUACACUUUUAUUUUAUAUGUCAUUUGCAUGUUCAUUUUUCGUUUUUUUUAUUUCAUCGAAUUCAUUUAGACAAGAAGCAAAAUUAUUCUUCUUAUGUCAUAGAACAAAUUUAUUUCGAAAUAUUCAAAUUCAACCGCAUCCACUAUCGACUAUCAGAGAUACAACUCUAUAA
Messenger RNA from Adineta steineri, 459 nucleotides. Lineage: Eukaryota; Metazoa; Rotifera; Eurotatoria; Adinetida; Adinetidae. The record is from the annotation of a GenBank genome assembly.